AUGGCUAUAGGUGAGCAAGCUGAAGCGUUCAUAAAUGAAUUAGCAGCCGGAUUGAGCGACCCGAUUAAGCUUCGAGAGAUUUAUCAGAACAGACUGAAUGUUGACGAAUGGCCAAAAAUCGAAGAAGUACUUGACCACAUUCCUGAUCAAUCGAAGUUAUUUUACAUACUGUAUCAAGAUAUCAGGCUCCGAGCAAUUUCUGAAGAUGAGUCAACAUGGGGUGAAAAGCUCUCAAUCUACCAUAAUUAUCGAUUACUAUUGGAAGCAUUCAGUAAUCCGGAUUUGAACGAUGCGCCAAAUUUGCCGGUAGACUGGUUGUGGGAUUCAUUCGGGUUCCUUUUGAGUUCAUUCGUGCAGAGUACUAAUGAAAAGUGGUUGUUAUUAAGGACCAAUAGGAGCAUUUGCGAAUCUCUAGACGAAAAUGAAAAAAGUGCGUUCCAAACGCUAUGGGAUCCGUCGACAAUAGAGGAGCUGCUAUGCUCUUUAUUGCCAUCUGGGAGCAACAUGAAACAUGUGGCGAAGGCAACUUUAGGUAUAUACUACUUCGCAGUUUGCGAUUUCCAUGCCGGAUAUGAGAUGCUGUGCGCUCUUGAGCGUGACUUACAGCUGUCUUCCGCCGAAAGCCAUUACCAACGAUCGGAUCGGCAGAGGUUGAACCGUUUGAUGGGGCCGAGUGUUGUCUACUACAAGGCACUGUAUAAGAUGAUGAUUGGGCAUUUUACGGAGGCGUCCAAAGUCUUGGGUCGUCGGAACAGUGGUGCGAAUAAUUAUGGCACGGCAAUAGAGAAUACGGGUCUAAGGUUGGUUCAAGGAGAUAGUCGCACUCUGGGGCUUAUUAGUAUUUGUGAAACGCUCUCGACUUCUACGGACAAGAGUGAUAUUCCCGUCGAGGAGGUGUUCAGAUCAGCAUUGAUACCGCUCUGUUCUGCGUCAAAGUGUGCUGGCUGGGAAUUCGUUGAUUCGCAGUUAUGCUUGGAGGAACGAGUAGUUCCUACCUUUAUGCGAGCGUACAGUAUUGCGAAAGAAAAAGGAGAAUUAGUUAGUCUAGCAAACCUUUACCACAAUGUAACCCUGGAGAAAAUAGGUAAGGUAGCUAAUAAAAGCUCUACCUUCAAGAACCCAGGCGGUAUUGAGACAAUCCGUGCUGAUCUGCUUGACAAUUCUAACCUAUACUUGACGGGAAAUUCCGUUAACAUUCAGACCGUCGUGAAACAGGAAACCUAUACGGACACCUUUAACAAGCAAGUGAUGAGAGGGAAAGAACUCUUAGAGGUGCUGAACGGAAUGAAAGCGUGA
Gregarina niphandrodes is the source of this 1296-nucleotide messenger RNA. RefSeq lists its product as hypothetical. The coding region runs from base 1 to 1296 and encodes 431 amino acids. The transcript has 2 exons. Lineage: Eukaryota; Apicomplexa; Conoidasida; Eugregarinorida; Gregarinidae. The record is from RefSeq and is a predicted model, not a curated record.